Messenger RNA from Maudiozyma barnettii, 1950 nucleotides. It is a transcript of the gene VMS1, whose product is annotated as Vms1p. The transcript has a single exon. The record is from RefSeq and is a predicted model, not a curated record. The coding region runs from base 1 to 1950 and encodes 649 amino acids. NCBI's taxonomy places the organism in Eukaryota, Fungi, Ascomycota, Saccharomycetes, Saccharomycetales, Saccharomycetaceae.
AUGUCCUUUAAAAAACAUGAUACAUACGUCUAUCAAUUAUCUCAACCAGUUUUGGAUUCUUUACAAUUGUUAUAUUUCGAUGAUCGAUUGAAUGUAUGCGAACCACAUUCACCUACCGAACCACAAACAGCCACAGCAACCUCUCCGUCAUCUGUAAUUGUUCAAACUAAUGAUAAUGGAAUCAAUACUACAAAUUUACAUUGUAAUGCAUGUAAUGUUGAUCUACAGGAUGCGAUUCAACAGAGAUCUCAUUACCAAAUGGAAUUACAUACGGUGAAUCUAAAGAGAAAAUUCCAUGGCUUAUCACCAGUAUCAGAUUUAUCAAAAUUACCAAAGGAAGAAGAUACUGUUGCUACGUCAAAUAUCGAUGAAACAAAUACCAUUGUCGAAGAAAACGAAUCCAAUGAGGAUGAUGAAGAAGAAGAAGGAGAAGGAGAAGGAGAAACCGACAAGGAUGAUGAUGAUAAUGAUGAGGAAGAUAAUGAUGAGGAAGAUAUCUAUAAGGAAAACUCAUCCACACUAGAUACUCAAUUGAAUUCAUUUACACCAUUUUCUGAAGAUGACAAGAGAGAAAGUCAUCUAAUGAAUCAAACACCCUAUAUUCUAUUCAAGUCGAAACUAAUCGAGAAAGAAUAUUCGGUAUUUGGAACAUACAAGGUCUUAUUCAAUAAUGAUCAAUUAGAAAAACCAUUAGAGACUUUAACCCAGUGGGGCCAAAAUAUAGAAUCCACUUCAAACAAAUUUUCUGCAAUAUUCAUGAUUGGUGGUGGUCAUUUUGCAGGUGCAAUUAUUUCACAUCAACGAUUAAACAUUAAAGGAAAUCUAACAAAACAGGCUGUCUCACAACAGGAACAAGCAACUUUAUUCUUAGAACAUAAGACUUUCCAUAGAUAUACUACAAGAAGAAAACAAGGUGGUUCCCAAUCUGCAAUGGAUAAUGCAAAGGGUAAGGCCAAUUCAGCGGGUUCCAGUAUUCGUAGAUAUAACGAAGCUGCUUUAAAAACCGAUGUCCAGAGUCUAUUGAAAGACUGGAAACCAUAUUUAGAUAAUUGUGAAAAUAUUUUCGUUAGAGCUCGAAGUGCAUCUGAUCGUAGAAUAUUUUUUGAAGAUGAUUUCUUACAAAAGAAUGAUGCUAGAAUUAAAAAUUUACCAUUUACUACAGGUAGACCAACUGUUGGUGAAUUAAAAAGAUCCUGGUGUGAAUUAUCAUACCUAAAGAUAACUUCUUUACCUAAUCCAAUUGUUAUCAAGGAAAAGACUCAUCCCAAAGAACCAAAGAAGAAAUCAAAGUCCUCAAGUGUCGAAAUACCUCUAACAACUCAAGAGAAACAGUCUGAUGAGAUUAUUCAAUUAUUGAAGAAGGGUAGAGCUCCAUUGUUAAUAUCAUAUCUAAGAAAAAAUAAAAUCGAUAAAGAUCUUGUUCUAGAACCAGACUCUAAAUAUGGGAUUACGCCUACAAUGUUGCAUUACUGUUCGCAAAACGGUUUAAAACAGAUGGUUUUAAUAUUAUUAACUAAUUUAAAAUGCUCUCCAAUCAUCCAAAACAAUAGUGGUAGAACAGCAUGGGAUCUAACAAAGUCUGAUGCUGUUAAACAAUCAUUCCAAAUUGCAAGACAUAACUUGGGAGAAGAAUUUACGUCUUGGAAGGAUGCCCAUGUCGGCGAACCAUUAAGUCGAGAAGAAGUAGAAAUGAUCAACAAGAAAUUGGAAGAGGACGAGAAAACUAAAGUUGAUAAUAUCGUUAAGAAGGAGUUACAGAAUGUAAAAGAAAGACAAAAAGAGGACUACGAAAAGAAGAAUGGUAAAGGUCACACACUUAAUACGUUAUCUGCCGUACCAAGCAUAUCCACGGAACAAAACCUAAACUCUCUAACAGGAGAUCAAAAACGUAGGCUAAUGAGAGAACAACGUGCUAGAGCAGCAGAAGCUAGAAUGAGUAAAACCAAAUAA